Pogona vitticeps (central bearded dragon) is the source of this 1615-nucleotide messenger RNA. The record is from RefSeq and is a predicted model, not a curated record. NCBI's taxonomy places the organism in Eukaryota, Metazoa, Chordata, Lepidosauria, Squamata, Agamidae.
AUGGUAAAAAGCACACGGAGGAAGAAGGGCUCUUAUUCUGAAUCUGAAAAGACUUGCCUGCUUCCGCUGCCCCCCUCGAAUGGCCGAAGGCUGGGCAAAAAAGUGGCCGUGGGGCACGAGGUGCAUUUUGUCUGCGAUCCGGGCUUUCAGCUGACGGGCUCAGAGACACGGGUGUGCCUGGAGAACCGGACCUGGAGCGGACAGCCACCUUCCUGCAAAAACAUCGAUGACUGCGCCAGCAACCCUUGCGCCCACGGCGGGACCUGUGUGGAUGGUGUCCAUCGCUACAGCUGCCUCUGUCCCAGCGGGUGGUCGGGCAGCACCUGCCAAGCCCCGCUGCACCCCUACGGAACGACGCACAACGCCUCCUCCUUCAGCCGCCAGCCCCGCUGCGCGGACGGCCUGCUCGGCUCCCGCCAGUGCAGCUGCGACCUGGGCUUCCAGAUGCGGGCAGGAGGCCUUUGCCAAGAUGUGGACGAGUGCCACCUUUUCCAGUCCAGCCGCCACACCCGCAUCUGCCUCCAUGAAUGCGUAAAUCUCCCUGGGUCCUACCGGUGCGUCUGUCCCAAUGGCUACCGGCUCCAAGCAGACCAGAACACCUGUAAUGACCUUGACGAAUGUGCUGAAAACCAACACAACUGCAGCCGCGGACAGACCUGCGUCAACGUCUUCGGGGGCUUCCGCUGCGUGCGGCCCGAAUGCCCAAAGGCCCACCUCAACACCACCUACGUCAAGACUUCGCCCUUGCAGUGCGAGCGCAGCCCGUGCCCGAUGGACAGCAGCGCCUGCCAGAGGGCGGCCCAUUCCAUCUCCUUCCACUACCUGCCUCUGCCGUCCAACCGCUCGGUGCCGAGGGUCCUCUUCAAGAUGUCCACCAGCCGGUUUGUGGGGGACAGCCUCCGCUUCGCCAUCUUAGGGGGCAACGGGCAGGGGAAGCUGGUGGUGCAGCGCUCGGACCAGCACACGGGGGAGCUGGUGGUCACCCGGCCGCUCGUGGGGCCGAUGACGCUGGAGGUGGACCUGGAAAUGAGCGAAUUUGCCCGGAAGGUCCUACUCGGGAAGCACAUCUUCAAGAUCACGGUCUUCGUCUCCCAGUAUGAAUUCUAAGGCCUUUCCCACCACCUCCAAGCAAGGCCUGGGAAAGCAUGAACAGCGUUGCUGGGAGGGCUCUCGAAAUGACCCCUUAGUGGGCUGGAAGGGGUUGUGCGGGUGUGUGACUACUGUGGACCUUGAACCUUUAAGCUCUCCCCUGUCGGAUGCUUGCACAACUCCAUGUACCCCCUUUUCCCCCAUGCAAGGAAGUCUCAUGCUGUAUCAGCUUUUACCGGUCAUCCCUGAAUGUGCCCCCCUGCUUGUUGCAUUGUAGAACUGUAGUGGUGGAAGGGACCCUAAGGGUCAUCUAGUCCACCCUCCUGCCGAAAUCUAGCGAAGGCCUCCAGGGCAGGCGGCACCCCACACUCCGUUUCCAAACCUCCAAGGAAGGAUCCUUGGCCACCUUUCUAAGGCGUGCAGGCAGUGUUAAGAGGGAGGGAGGAAAGCAGGAAGCAAGAACAUCGGAUUCCUGGAAAAACUCAAAUCCUCCUCGGGAUCAGCAGACGACCAGGACCACCAACCC